This is a messenger RNA of Apis cerana (Asiatic honeybee), 2696 nucleotides long. RefSeq names its product putative serine/threonine-protein kinase kinX. Lineage: Eukaryota; Metazoa; Arthropoda; Insecta; Hymenoptera; Apidae. The record is from RefSeq and is a predicted model, not a curated record.
ACUGUUGAAAACAGGUGACCGUGAUUCAACGUGAUUCAGAAACUAGAAGCGAUUAAAGCGAAAGGACCAACAUCAUGGACGAAGAAAUAAACGAAUGGGAUGUGAGCGAGGAUUUGACGGAGGAUGAUUUAGAUUUCGACACUUCCAAAAUAUCCAAACCCUCGUCCGCGCCGGGGAGCAAACUUGAACAGAUCGUCUCGGUUCAGACCCAAAGCACGUCCGUUCAAUCGAAUCCCGUUCAAUCAUUCCCAUCCAAAGAAAAUCCAUUAUUCUCCGGAACGUUCACGGACGAACGCGACAAAGAAUCGAAGAAUUCUAUCGAAGAAUCGAAGAACCAGGAUGAGUUCAAAAAGUCCACGUCUCUGGGCCAGCUGGGCAAGGACGCGUCCCAAAAACAUAAUCCAAAAUCGGGGAAGACGUAUCGAAAAUGCCAGCGCAAGUUCAAAGAGAUGAUAAUAAAUCGUGAACUGAAGAACGAGGAACUGGAGAAGCAACAGGGGGAUCUGAAGCAUCGAUUGAACAUCUUGGAAUGCUCCAUGCCGGCCGUGAUGGUGUGGAAUAUCUGGAGGAUGGCUCAAGGGACGUGUGUACCCAAUCUCCAGCGUGUCAUGGAGAAACAGUUCCAAGGCCCAGCUUCUGGGGAGGUGUAUUGUCCGAGGACGCCUAGCAGACAUUUCGAUUGCAGAGUGAGGGAGGUCGAGGCAGAGAGGAAAGAGGCUCAGAGGAGGAUGGACGAGGCUAGGAAUCUUUGGACCGAGAAGGAAGCUCUGUUGGAGGACAAAAUGAGGAGGUUGGGGGAGGUUAAGAUCCUUCAGGAAGAGAUGAAGGAAAAGAUCGAGAAGCUAACUGUCGAGGCCCAGAAAUUGAAAGAGGCUUACAAGGUGGAGGACGAGGAUGAUCGCUCGUGCGAGGCUGGAUCUCACGAUCGAAGAUCGGUCUCUAAGUUUAGAUUUAUUUAUUGGCGUGCAGGCGAGUGCGGGGUAAUUGAGUGCAAAAAGAAGUGGUUAAAGAAACUGCCUAGCAACGCGUCGAUUAAAUCGACCGAUAUCGAGUGUUUAGAAAAGCUUCAGGAAUUGGCCGAGACCGAAUUGUACAUGAAGAGACAAAUCGCCGAAUUGGAAAAUAGGGAGGACGCCUAUAUGAGAACGCUACAACAAGCGGACGAUAUGUGGUGUAAAUUGGACAGCGAUGUCGCAAGCACCAUAAGCAGUUUGCAGGAGCAAUUAGAAAUGAAGACGGCUGCAAAUCAACAGAUGGCGGAUCGCAUCGUCGAGUUGGAAGAUGUAAUAGAGAAGCUCAGAUCAAGACUGUCCACCUGCAGAGGUGAAUUGGAGAAGUACCUCAGCGUGAGCAAGAUAGAGGCUUUGGUGGGCAAAGAGGACGACUUUGCCGAUGUACUUGACAUAGAUGUAGCGGUUAAAGUAGAUAUAAAAGAGAAAUUGAUCGGAGUUGAAGAUUAUGCGGAAAUCGAAGAGAUAGAAGUCCUAGCUAAGAUUGAUGUAGAGGAGAAGGAUAUUUUAGCAGUCCCGGAAAUAGUUGACGACGAGGUGGAAGCGAAGCCAGAGAUAGUUGAUGUCGAUGUGGAAGUGAAGCCAGAGAUAGUUGACGAUGAGGUGGAAGUGAAGCCAGAGAUAGUUGACGAAGAGGUGGAAGUGAUACCAGAGUUAGUCGAUGUUGACGUGGAAAUUAAACCUGAUGUGGUUGAUGAUGAAGUAGAGAUAAAACCUGAUGUAAUAGAGGCUGAGAUGGAGGCUGUACCUGACACGAUCGAUGUUAAAAUAGAUACCGAUGUUGUAAAAGUGGAGGAUGAAGAAAUAGAAAUCAAACCAGAAGAUUUUGUUUAUCAAGAAGAAAUGUUGGAAGAAGCUUCGGAAUAUUUGGCGCAAAUAACAUCUCUCUCUGAAUUGGAUAAAUAUGACGAUGAUUUUGUCUGUCCUGAAGGUUUCAUUUGUAACGAUGUAGUGCUCACUGAAACUGGUUUAACGGAAGAAGAAAUGAUUGCAUUGAAGGAAAAACGUAUCACGCCACAGGAAUUAUUAGAAAAACAUGGGUGGAAAAUAGACAUAGAAGAUCUAAUUGCCAAAAAACCACCGGUGACCGUUAUCGAUGAACCACCUAUUCCUAUAACAGAGGAAAUAAAAAUUGAACCUCCGCCCAUUGAGAAAAUUGAACCUGUUGAAGUAGAAAGAGAGCCAGAUGUUUUGGUGGAAAAGCCUAUAAAAGAAUAUCCUGUCGAGGAAAUUACACCUAUAGAAGAAAAAAUUGAUGUACCUGAACCAUUUGUGGAACCUGUUGAGGAAAUUAGACCUAUAGAAGAAAUUACACCUGUAGAGGAAAUUAGACCAGUAGAAGAAAUUACACCUGUAGAGGAAAUUAGACCGAUAGAAGAGCCUAUUGAACCUAUUGCGGAAGUUAUACCACCGGAAGUUAUCAAAGUGGAAGAAAGACCUAUAGAAGAAAUCAGACCGGUAGAGGAGCCAACACCUAUUGAAGAAAUUAAACCCACUCCAGAAGUUUAUCCCCCUGAACCUCCUAUCAAAGUUGAAAGACCAGAUAUACCAAUUGACAUGGAUAAUAUUAUUAUCCCACGAAUGGAAAUAUUAUCAUGGGAAGAUGAUGUUGAUACGAUCAGAGCAACGAUAGCGGUAUUAAUUAUAUUAUAAUAUUUGUUCGAUUUUAACUGCAAAAUCAUUUAA